GGGACAGACUGCAGCAGCUAGGAGGGGGACAGCUUAAAACCUCUGGCAAGAUGAUCAAAUCCUUCAAGCAAACCUUUCUGUCCCUGGAUCUGCAGUCCCCUCGGUGGAGCUCAGCAGAGACAACGGCCAAGGAUUACGAGCUGCGGCAGUACGAGACAGCCAAGUGGGUCAGCACAGUCAUCAGAGGAGAGACCCAAAAGGAGGCAACACGCCAGGGCUUCUGGAAGCUCUUCCACUACAUCCAGGGGAAGAACGAGAAAGAAAUGAAGAUUGAUAUGACUGUGCCAGUGACCUGCCUGAUAAAAUCUGGCUGCACAGACUUCAAGAUCUCCUUCUUUCUGCCAUUUGAACACCAGGACUCCCCACCCCAGCCCACGGACUCAGAGGUGUUCAUUGAGGAGCGGAAGGCAGCUGCCAUCUUUGUCAGGUCCUUUGGUGGAUUUGCCUCCCCAGAGAAAUAUGCUGAGGAAGCUGAAGUCUUGGCCAGAAUCUUAAGAAACCGAGGCCAACCAUUUCAUGAAGACUUCUUCUAUACUGCAGGCUAUGACAGUCCCUUCAAGCUCUUCAACAGGCACAAUGAAGUGUGGUAUUUUAAAAAGUAACAUGGUGGGGGCAAUAUUAAGAGGCUACUAAUCAGCUCUGGAUGAAAACACAUUAAUGGCUUUUGCUUUAGUGCAGAAGAGUACAUAUGGACACAGAUCAUGACUAAUUCACUUUCUCUAGUAUGAAAUACUAUCCUGGCUAAAAAGAUUCCAGCUCUUUCUAAAAGAUGUAAUUUAAAUUCAAGUGUAUCAUGCCAGCUGGAGUGGAAGA
This is a messenger RNA of Apus apus (common swift), 813 nucleotides long. It is a transcript of the gene HEBP2, whose product is annotated as heme binding protein 2. NCBI's taxonomy places the organism in Eukaryota, Metazoa, Chordata, Aves, Apodiformes, Apodidae. The record is from RefSeq and is a predicted model, not a curated record. Gene Ontology annotation, cellular component: cytoplasm. The transcript is spliced from 5 exons. Bases 51 to 602 code for a protein of 183 amino acids.